UACGACCAACCGGAACAAGCCCGCUGUGAUCAGCAUUUAAAUACCUUAACAAAGCAAAUAAGUGUCAAUCCCGUUCAAAAUGAACCGAAUUUUCGGACGGAGCAAUAAAACGCCUACUCCUAACCUUUCUGACUGCAUAGGCAAUGUGGAUACGAGGAUCGAGUCCAUCGAUAAGAAAAUAGCGAGAAUCGACGCAGAGCUAAUGAAGUAUAAGGACCAGAUGAAAAAGAUGAGGGAUGGACCCUCAAAAAAUGCAGUGAAACAGAAGGCGAUGAGAGUACUGAAACAAAAGAGAAUGUAUGAAGGUCAAAGAGAUCAGCUUUCCCAGCAGUCAUUUAAUAUGGAACAAGCCAACUAUACAAUCCAGUCUUUAAAGGACACCAAAACAACAGUGGAGGCAAUGAAGAUUGGAGCAAAAGAAAUGAAGAAAGCAUAUAAACAAGUGAAAAUGGAUCAGAUUGAAGACCUGCAGGAUCAACUGGAAGAUAUGAUGGAUGAGGCCAACGAGGUGCAGGAAGCUCUCAGUCGCAGCUAUGGCACACCAGAGAUCGAUGAGGAUGAACUAGAAGCAGAGCUGGAUGCUCUGGGAGAUGAAUUACUGCUGGAUGAUGACAGCUCUUACUUAGAUGAAGCCUCGUCUGCACCCUCCAUUCCUGAAGGAAUGCCCAGCGACACUAAAACCAAUAAGGAUGGCGUUCUGGUGGAUGAGUUUGGUCUACCACAAAUCCCUGCCACAUAAGAAUCUGUUCUCUGAUCAGUGUUUUGUUUACAGCUGGUGGAGGCAGUUUUUCUUGUGCUGAUGGUAUUGAACAUGUUGUGUUGUAUUCAUUGCCCAGUCUAGCACAUAGCAUUGUAACUUCAGUUUAAUGUUUAACAUGAUCACAUGAAGUGUGAUUUUUCCAGGUUUAUUUAGAAUUUGGUCAUGUAAACAUGUUCGCCUGAUUUUCAUAACCCAGUAAAUUCCGACAAGAUUACAGUUUUUAGAUAUCCAAGUAAAACUCCUGGCAUAUCCCUUUAUUAAUCAGAAUUUUGGAUCACCUACUUUCCAUUAUAUCUGA
Messenger RNA from Sinocyclocheilus grahami, 1058 nucleotides. RefSeq names its product charged multivesicular body protein 5-like. NCBI's taxonomy places the organism in Eukaryota, Metazoa, Chordata, Actinopteri, Cypriniformes, Cyprinidae. The coding region runs from base 80 to 739 and encodes 219 amino acids. Gene Ontology annotation, cellular component: multivesicular body. Gene Ontology annotation, biological process: vesicle budding from membrane; late endosome to vacuole transport via multivesicular body sorting pathway. The transcript is spliced from 8 exons. The record is from RefSeq and is a predicted model, not a curated record.